CCAAGCUCCUCCUCCGAGGCUUUUUGCUGAUACAAAUCUAGUGAGCUCCUCGCCGGUACUGAGUGACAGGCACUUCUGCAGCCGCUCGCACAACACUGCCCGGCACAACAGCAAGGAGAAGCCGACUGAGCAGCAGCAGUUGUACCCGGCGACAGUCGCACACAAUUAGCACCGGCAGAUUAGCAGCAAAAGAGAAGAUCCCCGGGACCCAGUUGGUGUUAAACCCCCCAAAGAGAAUCGGUACAAUGCAGUUUGCAGCCCAGAACUGUCUCAGAGCGACUGUCUCGCUACUCCUAGUUCAGUCCGUCGUCACAUUGGUUAUUCCCAAUGCCACGCAGCUGGAAGAUCUCCUGGAAAAAUACACGGAUGAAGAUGGUGAGUGGUGGACAGCCAAGCACAGGGGGAAGAGAGCCAUAACGGAGAGUGACAUGAAAGUUAUACUGGAUCUGCACAAUAAACUGAGAGGGGAAGUGUAUCCUCCAGCCUCCAACAUGGAAUACAUGGUAUGGGAUAUGGAACUUGAAAGGUCUGCAGAAGCCUGGGCUGAAACAUGUCUAUGGGAACAUGGGCCAGCUAACUUACUUCCAUCAAUUGGGCAGAAUUUGGGUGCCCAUUGGGGAAGGUACAGACCACCUACAUAUCAUGUCCAGGCUUGGUAUGAUGAAGUGAGAGACUAUACAUUUCCUUAUCCACAAGAAUGUAACCCAUACUGCCCAUUUAGGUGCUCUGGUCCUGUCUGCACACAUUAUACACAGCUGGUAUGGGCAACAAGUAGCAGAAUUGGCUGUGCUAUAAACUUGUGCCAUAACAUGAACGUCUGGGGAAUGAUUUGGCCAAAAGCAAUAUAUCUUGUGUGCAAUUACUCUCCAAAGGGUAAUUGGUGGGGUCAUGCUCCAUACAAGCAUGGACAUCCAUGUUCUGCUUGCCCACCCAGCUAUGGAGGAGGCUGCAAGGACAAUCUCUGCUACAAAGAUGGUUCAGAUUUCCAUUAUCCCCUUCCUGAACCUGAAGAAGAGACCAAUGAAAUUGAGAGACAAAGUUCAAAAGUUCUGGACACCACAUCCCAAAGCAGAGCCAGAACCAACUCCCCAACCUCUUCUACCAAAGUGGAGAGUUUCGAUAACAAUGAAGUCAUCAGCACUGAACAAAUGUCUCAAAUUGUGUCAUGUGAGGUGCGGUUGAGGGAUCAGUGUAAAGGGACAACAUGCAACAGAUAUGAGUGUUCUGCUGGUUGUUUGGAGAGCAAUGCCAAAGUUAUUGGAAGUGUACAUUAUGAAAUGCAAUCAAGUAUCUGCAGAGCAGCAAUACAUUCUGGUGUUAUAGACAAUGAUGGUGGAUGGGUAGAUGUCACGCGGCAAGGAAGAAGAAAUUACUUCAUAAAAUCAUACAGAAAUGGAGUACAAUCCAUAGGAAAAUAUCAAUCUGCUAAUUCAUUUGUGAUCUCCAAAGUCUCUUUUCAGGCUGUGACAUGUGAAACAACAGUUGAACAGCUGUGUCCUUUCCAGCCUCCGACCACACACUGUCCCAGGGUCUACUGUCCGCGCAAUUGCGAACAAGCAAGUCCACAUUAUGCACGUGUGUUUGGAACACAGAUUUAUUGUGAUAUUUCAAGUAUCUGCAAGGCCGCUCUGCACGCAGGGGUUCUUCGCAACCACCUAGGAGGCUACAUAGAUAUUAUGCCAAUGGACAGAAAGAAACAUUAUUUUGGAUCAACUCAAAAUGGAAUAAAAUCUGAAAGUCUGCACAACCCAAUAGAAAGCAAGGCAUUUAGAAUAUUUGCUGUAAUAUGAAGGCCGUCUAAAGAUAAACACUUGGAAAGAUGACAAAUCAUGAUGUUUGUUUGUAUAAAGAUGUAUUGUUAAUGUACAGGAAAACAAAUGAUCUAUACUUUGCUAAUGCAACUGUAAAUCCUAAUAAUUAACCCAUUAUUUAAAGAGAGCAUAUUUUGGAAAUGAAAACACCACAUGGAUAAUGUUUUGCCAAUUCUGCCUGUAUCAUAGGAUGUAUUUAGUCUUACUUUUUACUAUUUUGUAUCUAUGAUUGAAUGCAUAAUGUAUAGUUUUAGAUUUUGGGAAUUUCAGUAUCUUUUAGAUUUUACUGUGAUGUCAUAUUAUUGCUUAUAGACCUUUCGAUUUACCUAGCGCUGCUGUCAUAAGCAUUUCAGAAAACGGGCGCUGACAUCACAAUGCGGUCUAACCUGAGAUUGUCAAAACAUAUUAAAGGGGUAGUUCACCAUAAAUUAUUAGUAUAAUGUAGAGAGCACCAUUCUGAAUAACA
Molecule: messenger RNA, 2277 nt
Organism: Xenopus laevis (African clawed frog)
Lineage: Eukaryota; Metazoa; Chordata; Amphibia; Anura; Pipidae
Gene: crispld1.S
Product: cysteine-rich secretory protein LCCL domain containing 1 S homeolog
Exons: 15
Coding region: 246-1790 (514 amino acids)
Cellular component (GO): extracellular region
Source: RefSeq, a predicted model, not a curated record